AUUUACUUUCGUUUUCACCUCUCCAGACGAAAACCUUCAGUCUAUGACUACACACACUGGAAAGUGAAUAGUUACUCCCAUUUGUAAUUUUGUACAUCUAAUAAUAAUAAAAUACCAGAGAGAGAAAGAGUGGGCAGGAAUUAAGUUAGGGUUUUGGAUUAAGAAAGUAAAAAGAAGAAGACUAAGAAGAAAAGUGGAAAUCUCCAGCGCGAGAGAUAUAGAGAGAUAGAGAGAUGAGUAUAUGGAACUAUGUGGUGACGGCGCACAAGCCGACCAAUGUAACGCACUCGUGCGUCGGCAAUUUCACCGGUCCUCAGGAGCUCAAUCUCAUAAUUGCGAAAUGCACAAGAAUCGAGAUUCAUUUGCUCACUCCUCAAGGUUUACAGCCUAUGUUGGAUGUGCCAGUAUAUGGCAGAAUUGCAACACUUGAGCUGUUUCGACCACAUGGUGAAACACAUGAUCUUCUGUUCAUAGCAACAGAAAGAUAUAAAUUUUGUGUUCUUCAAUGGGAUCCUGAGGCUGCUGAAGUAGUUACUAGAGCGAUGGGGGAUGUUUCUGAUCGAAUAGGCCGUCCCACUGACAAUGGUCAGAUCGGCAUAAUUGACCCAGAUUGCAGAUUGAUUGGGCUUCAUUUGUAUGAUGGAUUAUUUAAGGUUAUUCCAUUUGAUAACAAAGGCCAACUCAAGGAAGCAUUUAAUAUAAGGCUUGAAGAGCUUCAAGUUUUGGAUAUCAAAUUUCUUUACGGUUGCGCAAAGCCUACGAUAGUUGUUCUGUACCAGGAUAAUAAGGAUGCUCGUCAUAUCAAAACUUACGAAGUGGCUUUGAAGGAUAAAGAUUUUGUUGAGGGACCAUGGUCUCAGAACAAUCUCGAUAAUGGAGCUGAUUUGCUAAUACCUGUACCUCCUCCUCUUUGUGGGGUUCUAAUUAUUGGUGAAGAAACUAUAGUGUAUUGUAGUGCCACUGCUUUUAAAGCAAUCCCUAUUAGACCUUCAAUUACAAGAGCCUAUGGAAGGGUUGAUGCUGAUGGUUCUCGAUACCUACUUGGAGAUCAUAAUGGUCUACUCCACCUCUUGGUGAUAAAUCAUGAGAAAGAGAAAGUUACUGGACUCAAAAUUGAGCUGCUGGGGGAAACUUCUAUUGCAUCAACAAUCUCAUAUCUUGACAAUGCCUUUGUAUACAUUGGGUCAAGCUAUGGAGAUUCACAGCUCAUAAAGCUAAAUCUUCAGCCUGAUCCAAAAGGUUCUUAUGUAGAAGUUUUAGAAAGAUAUGUCAACUUGGGGCCAAUUGUCGACUUCUGUGUGGUUGAUUUAGAGAGGCAAGGUCAGGGCCAGGUUGUAACUUGCUCAGGAGCCUACAAAGAUGGUUCCCUUCGAAUAGUUCGAAAUGGCAUUGGAAUUAAUGAACAGGCAUCUGUGGAACUCCAAGGCAUCAAAGGAAUGUGGUCACUGAGGUCAGCUACUGAUGAUCCUUAUGACACUUUCCUUGUUGUCAGCUUUAUUAGUGAGACACGUAUUUUGGCAAUGAAUCUUGAGGAUGAGUUGGAGGAAACUGAGAUAGAAGGUUUUUGUUCUGAAGCUCAGACUUUGUUUUGCCAUGAUGCUGUAUUCAAUCAACUUGUGCAGAAUGUUGAUUUCAUGUUUGUACUAUCAUGCUUUAUGAAUGUCUCACAGAACCAGAGAAGUGACUGUAGUAAAACUUCAUUACUAUCAUGUCCAUGCUGA
Molecule: messenger RNA, 1721 nt
Organism: Coffea eugenioides
Lineage: Eukaryota; Viridiplantae; Streptophyta; Magnoliopsida; Gentianales; Rubiaceae
Product: DNA damage-binding protein 1-like
Exons: 14
Coding region: 234-1721 (495 amino acids)
Cellular component (GO): nucleus
Molecular function (GO): protein binding
Source: RefSeq, a predicted model, not a curated record